This is a messenger RNA of Rhinolophus ferrumequinum (greater horseshoe bat), 3800 nucleotides long. It is a transcript of the gene HTR6, whose product is annotated as 5-hydroxytryptamine receptor 6. Lineage: Eukaryota; Metazoa; Chordata; Mammalia; Chiroptera; Rhinolophidae. Gene Ontology annotation, cellular component: dendrite; membrane. The transcript has 3 exons. The record is from RefSeq and is a predicted model, not a curated record. Bases 74 to 1396 code for a protein of 440 amino acids. Gene Ontology annotation, biological process: chemical synaptic transmission; G protein-coupled receptor signaling pathway, coupled to cyclic nucleotide second messenger. Gene Ontology annotation, molecular function: neurotransmitter receptor activity; G protein-coupled serotonin receptor activity.
CUCACUGUGGCUUCUCGCCGGUCCUCAGGACCCGUCUCGGGCCUCCCCGCCCUGCAGUCCAUCCCCCGUCCCCAUGGUUCCAGAGCCUGGCCCUGCCCACAAUAGCACCCCCGACUGGGGGUCGGGGCUGGCGUCGGACCCGGCGGGCAGCGGCUGGGUAGCAGCUGCGCUAUGUGUGGUUAUCGCACUGACGGCGGUGGCCAACUCGCUGCUCAUAGCGCUUAUCUGCACGCAGCGGGCGCUGCGCAACAUGUCCAACUUCUUCCUGGUGUCGCUCUUCACGUCGGACCUGAUGGUGGGGCUGGUGGUGAUGCCGCCGGCCAUGCUGAACGCGCUGUACGGGCGCUGGGUGCUGGCGCGUGACCUCUGCCUGCUCUGGGCCGCCUUCGACGUGAUGUGCUGCAGCGCUUCCAUCCUCAACCUCUGCCUCAUCAGCCUGGACCGCUAUCUGCUCAUCCUCUCGCCGCUGCGCUACAAGUUGCGCAUGACGCCCCCACGCGCCCUGGCGCUCGUCCUGAGCGCCUGGAGCCUUGCAGCGCUCGCCUCCUUCCUGCCCCUGCUGCUGGGCUGGCACAAGCUGGGCCGCGCGCGAGCACCCGCCCCGGGUCAGUGCCGCCUGCUGGCCAGCCUGCCCUUCGUCCUAGUGGCAUCAGGCCUCACCUUCUUCCUGCCCUCAGGCGCUAUCUGCUUCACCUACUGCAGGAUCCUGCUGGCCGCCCGCAAGCAGGCCUUGCAGGUGGCCUCUCUCACCACUGGCAUGGCCGGCCAGGCCUUGGAGCCGCCGCAGGUGCCCAGGACGCCACACACAGGGGUGGAGUCUGCUGACAGCAGGCGGCUGGCCACCAAGCACAGCAGGAGGGCCUUGAAGGCCAGCCUGACACUAGGCAUUCUGCUGGGCAUGUUCUUUGUGACCUGGUUGCCCUUCUUUGUGGCCAACAUAGCCCAGGCUGUGUGCGACUGCGUCUCCCCAGGCCUCUUCGAUGUUCUCACGUGGCUGGGUUACUGUAACAGCACCGUGAAUCCCAUCAUCUACCCACUCUUCAUGCGGGAUUUCAAGCGGGCCCUGGGCAGGCUCCUGCUCUGUCCCCACUGCGCCCAGGAGCCCCGGGCCAGCCUGGCCUCACCCUCCAUGCGCACUUCUCACAGUGGCCCCCGGCCGGGCCUGAGCUUGCAGCACGUGCUGCCCCUGCCCCUGCCCCCGGACUCUGACUCCGUCUCUGACCCAGGCUCGGGAGGCUCCUCAGGCCUGCAGCUCGCAGCCCAGCUCCUGCUGCCGGGAGAGGCCACCCGGGAUCCCCCGCCACCUGCCAGGACUUCUGCCGUGGUCAACUUCUUCAACAUCGAUCCUGCGGAGCCCACGCUGCGGCUCCAUCCGCUUGGUGCCCCCACGAACUGAUCCGGGUUUGGAGCUGGUCACCAGGGAGCUGGACUGGAUGGAACCAAGUCCCCAACGCCUCGGGCCCGCUCUUGGCUGAGGCCAGGAGACUGCAGGUCUCCUGGGAGCCCUCUGAGCUCUAGUGGGGUGCACUGAAUCAGCCCCCACUGCCCACUCCAGGUCCCCCCUACUUGAAGGAUAAUAGCUGCUCUGUGAGUUUUCUGCAGGAUGCUGCAUUGCUGAGUAUAACGUGUGGCUGUGUGUAGAGGAUGGUUGAUGGCCCCUGGGAAUGGGGAAAAGGACCUGUUGGUUCAGAUUAGAAGGAAGACAGUCAUCUCCUUUGCACAUUCGAUCGGGCUGCCUAGGAGGGAUGCGUUUGUGUGCAGAGACGGAUUAGUGCAGCGCGGGAUCCCUUGCUUAUCUGAGUGCAGUUCAUGGCCUUUCACCUACUGGGAUUUUGUUAAAAAUGCAUACCUCUUUCCCCACCCAGACCUGCUGAGUCCGAAGCUGAGUGUCAGCAAGAGCCCUGGUGACUCGUGCGCUGGUUUAGAUGAGCUUUACCCUGAGGUUGUUUUGCUGGACAGUGUUUGGACUGGCCAGCCCCUCAGGAUGUAUGUGGCCUUACAGAAAACCCCUGGACCUGGGAGUCAGGCAGGCAUAAAUUCGAAUCUCUGCUCUACUACUUUCUAACUCUUGCACAGGUUACUUAACCUCUCUGAGCCUGUCAUUCCACAUGCAACAUGGGGUAACAAUGCCUGCCACCUAGGGUGUCAUGAGAAUUCGGACAAUGUUCAUAGGAUAUCCAGCAUCCGGCAGGCGGUCAGGAGGCGGUACCUGCUGGUCAUCCAGCCCCCUGGCAUCUGGCUAUGGGCCAGGAAGGGCUAUUGGUUCCCAUUGUUUUUUCCAUCUUCUUCAGCCCCAUCCCAGCACCCAAGCUGCUGCACUGACUCUCCUGGGACAAAGAGGCGACUGCUGGGUUCUGGCACAACAUCUGGGAUGGGUAUUCCUCUGCCUUGGGCUUCCUUGAAUCUAGAAGGGAACCAGCUGAGGGGGACAGAACCAGCCCCUUGUCCCACCUCCUUGUGGCCUUCUUGGGGUCCCUGAGGGAAAUGGGAGUAGAGCCACUUGGGUCAGUAGAGUUGAAGAGCUGUGUCUGGUGUGGGUUGGGGCCCUCAGGCAGGCGGUGAACCCUGACACAGGGGCCUGUUUUUUUUUGGACGGGGGAUUCUGUUCCUACAGUUUACCUGCUGUAGGUUCCUUUUCAGUCUGAGGUCUGUCUUACACUCCUCCCCCACCCUCACCAAGCACCAAAUUCCAUCAACCCAAACUCCGUGGGUGGCCUGGCGCUCUCCUUGGUGCUGAUCAGACUCAACUCCAGCGCUGGCUGCUGGCCAUCGAGGAGUCAGUCAUGGUGCUUGUUGGGGCUUCCGUUCUGCCCCCAGAGUGGACUCUCAAUAAACACUAGCUGAAAGUAGUGACUGGUGUGGACUGGAUUUGCUUGAGGGGCUACUCGGGCUGGAGAAGCAGCUGGUAAAGUGGAAAGAGACCCUGGGUUCUGGCAUCCUGGGUUCUGGUCCAGACUCUGCCCUUAAUUUGCUUUGGGACCUCAGCAAAGUCAUUUUCCCUGUCAGGGCUUCAGUUUUCCAUGGGUGACAUGGGCUGUUUGGACUAAUAGUAGCAGAAGUUUUGUAAAUAUUUGUUAAAUGAACAAAUAUACAUACCCUCAAGGACCAGCUCAACUCCAACACUCUAAUUCCUCCUGCCUCUCCUCUUCCCCACUACCUCUGCCAGAGCUUAAUACUUUCUCUGCUUAGGUCUUGAUUUCCCCAUCUGCACAAUGGGUGGGGGGAUUAUCUCUGACCCUGUCAUUCAGGGACAGUGGGAGAAACAAAAGGGAAGGUUCCCACGGAUGCAAAUACAGUGGCUAAGAACUUGGCUCUGGAGGCUGACUGGCUGGAGUUUGAGACUGACCAGCUGUGUGAUCUUGAAUAGGUUACCUAACAUCUCUGGGCCUCAAUAGCUGCAGGUGAAAUGAAGACAAUAAUAGUAGCUACGUCAUGGGGUUGUUGUGAGAGUCCACUGAGACAGUCCAUGUAAGCACUCUGUACCUGGUAAACAGCACGUGCCAUCUAUUAUUCUUUAUUUUUAUAACCACCAUCACCUCUGUUCCUGCUACAGGAACACAGAAUCCAUCCUUGCCCCCAGGCCCAGUUCCCACCCAUACCGCAUGCAGAUUCAGCAUGUACUUACCACGCCCUGUUACAAUGACAUCCAGGGCCACCAUGUAGCACAACUUUGGGGACGCCCUUCACAGCGCGUCUGUGUGACUGACGCCUCUGUCGCUGUACAGUGCACAGCCUGCAUAGCUGUGUGUGGCACAUCUGAUCGGAUCUCCUAAGAGCAGAGGGUGAGCUGCCCAUCCCCA